Exophiala spinifera is the source of this 1257-nucleotide messenger RNA. RefSeq lists its product as uncharacterized. Bases 1 to 1257 code for a protein of 418 amino acids. NCBI's taxonomy places the organism in Eukaryota, Fungi, Ascomycota, Eurotiomycetes, Chaetothyriales, Herpotrichiellaceae. The record is from RefSeq and is a predicted model, not a curated record. The transcript has a single exon. Gene Ontology annotation, cellular component: Prp19 complex; U2-type catalytic step 1 spliceosome; U2-type catalytic step 2 spliceosome. Gene Ontology annotation, molecular function: metal ion binding; pre-mRNA binding; U6 snRNA binding.
AUGGCCGAAGUAGUUCAAGCACGCACGUCUUUCGCCCCUUCCUCUCCGUCACGCAAGCGCUCCGCAUCUCCAGAUGCAGGAGAUUCAGCCGCCACCACAGCCCUCACAACGACCAACAAUGACACGACACUUGCCUCGUCAGAACCCCCGACAAAGAAGACCAAAUUGAUUCGACGCAAGCGACGACCCGCGCGCCCUCAAGUCGACCCUUCGACCAUCAAGUCCGAACCACCGCCGCAGACGGGUACAAUUUUCAACAUUUGGUACAACAAGUGGUCUGGAGGCGACCGUGAAGAUGCGUACCUCUCGAAGACGGCGGCCCCUUCGCGAUGCAACAUUCGCAACGACAGUGGCUGGACCGCGGCAGACAAAACGCCCGGCAGCUACUUCUGUCUGUUCUUCGCGCGCGGCUUGUGCCCCAAGGGCCACGAGUGCCAGUACCUCCACCGCCUCCCGACGAUCUACGACGUCUUCAACCCCAACAUAGACUGCUUCGGGCGCGACAAACACAGCGACUACCGUGACGACAUGGGCGGCGUUGGCAGUUUCAUGAGACAGAACCGCACGCUCUACGUCGGUCGCAUCCACGUCACGGACGAUAUCGAGGAGGUCGUGGCACGGCAUUUUCAAGAGUGGGGCGAAAUCGAACGCAUCCGGGUUCUCACGGGUCGCGGCGUAGCUUUUGUGACUUAUGUGAACGAGGCCAACAGUCAGUUUGCGAAAGAGGCCAUGGCGCACCAGGCCCUGGACAAUAACGAGAUUCUCAAUGUGCGGUGGGCGACGGUCGAUCCGAACCCGCUGAGCCAGAAACGUGAAGCCGCGAGAAUCGAAGAGCAGGCUGCAGAGGCCGUGAGGAGGGCGUUGGGCGAGAGAGCAGUCCGCGAGAUCGAAGGAAGAGAAACCAAGGAAGAGCGAGAGCAGAGACGGAUCGAGAGUGGGUUUGGGCUCGAUGGGUAUGAAGCUCCAGAGGAGAUCUGGUAUAACCAGCAGAAGCAACUCGAGGAUACGGGCAAGGGAUUGUUGGAGGCGCCUCCGCAAAAUACCAACCAGGCCCCUGGUUCAGAGACGACGCAAAACACAGCUGGAGGUGAUGGAGAUAGUAGUAGUGGUGGCGGCGGUGGGAUAUUUUCAGGCUCUACACUCGCAGCGCUGCAGCGGAAAAUGGCCACGGUAAGACCAUUACCUGCACAAGCUGCGAAACCAGCUGCGACUGCUGGACCGUUGGUCGGGUAUGGCAGUGAUGAUGACAGCGAUUAA